AUGCGAUUUCGCUUCCAGGCGUCAAACAAUGAGGCCGAGUACGAGGCACUCAUUGCCAGCCUGCACCUAGCAAAGGAAUUGGGGGCUGCCUCUAUUCACGUUCAUAGUGACUCCCAACUCGUGGUUAAUCAAGUCACCAAUGAGUAUCAGGCUCGAGAGCCGCAUCUCACCGCCUAUGUUCAGAAGGUCAAGGAACUCCUCUCUCACUUCCGCUCGCACUCCAUUACCCAAAUCCCGAGCGCUAAGAACACCCGAGCCGACUCACUAGCUCGUCUCGCCUCGGCUAUCGAUACUACGCUCACCAAAGACAUCCCCAUUGAAUAUCUCGCUCAAAUGAGCAUUAACUUACCAGCUUACACCAGCAUGGUCAUCGACGAGGCACCCACCUGGAUGGCCCCGAUCUGGGCCUUCCUCAAACCCGAGUUACGCUAUACUAUUAUCAACCAUAAGUUAUACAAACGGGGUCACUCAUUGCCCCUCAUACUUUGCGUUACUCCCGAGAAGGGCAUUGAGGCUCUCCAGGAAAUCCACGAAGACAUUUGUGGUGACCAUGCCGCAGCCUAG
Prunus armeniaca (apricot) is the source of this 564-nucleotide messenger RNA. NCBI's taxonomy places the organism in Eukaryota, Viridiplantae, Streptophyta, Magnoliopsida, Rosales, Rosaceae. The record is from the annotation of a GenBank genome assembly.